UAUCCAAUCAAAUAGUGGAUCGGUUGCCUGGCGGUGACACAAGCGGGAAGUAAGCGGAAGUAUGGCGGCGCCGGCGGAAGCGAUCUUCUCCGAUCUGCUGCUCCAGACGACAAAUUACGAAGGUCCAGGUUUGUUAGACCUUUCGAAUCAGGGUCUCCACAGACUGGAUCCGCAGUGGUUCAGUCCCGGGGAGCUACACACGCUGAUUCUGGACCAGAACCAGAUCAUCAAGCUGGAGCACCUGGAGCGUAACGAAGCUCUGCAGCAGCUGUCUGUGGCCUGUAAUCGUCUGGUGCGCAUGAUGGGCGUCUCAAAGCUGACUCACUUACGAACCCUGAACCUCCCCAACAACAGCAUCGGCUACAUCGAGGGCCUGAAGGACCUGCUUCGUCUGGAGAGCCUCAAUCUGGCUGGAAACAACAUCAAGGUCACCGAGCAGCUCAACAACUGCGUUUCCCUGCAGCAUCUUGAUCUGUCAGACAAUAAUAUUUCUCACAUAGGAGACCUCACCAAGCUCUCAGUGUUAAAGACUCUUCUUCUGCAUGGAAACAUCAUCACGACGCUGCGCAGCGCUCCUGCUAACCUGCCAGUGACCCUCACUGUGCUGUCGCUCGCAGAGAACGAGAUCAGAGACCUGAGCGAGGUGUCGUAUCUAGCACCGUUACACGGCCUGGAGCAGCUGUGCGUCAUGAGUAAUCCGUGUGUCACAGCUCUGCCCCGCUGCGAUUAUCGCCCGUAUGUCGUCAGCUGGUGUCUCAGUCUCAAGGUGCUGGAUGGAUAUGUGGUUUCACAAAAAGAGGGACUGAAAGGAGAAUGGCUCUACAGUCAAGGUAAAGGGCGAGUGUUUCGGCCGGGGCAGCACACACAGCUGGUCCAGUAUUUGGCAUCCACGUGUCCGCUGACCGCCACAACUGCCUUACAGUCAGCAGAGGAUGCUAAACUCGAGAGAAUCCUCAACAAACAGAGACAGCAUCAGAAACAGCUGCAGCAAACACGUCACUGCUGCUCGAGUCCGUCUCGCCCCACGCAUCUCAACGUUCACAAGAACACAGACGUGGAUGUCAUCGCUCAGGCAGAUGUGGAUCCAGGAGUUCAGGUAAACGCGUGGAUGAGCUCUGUGUCUUCAGCCGUGAUCGCUGCGGUUCGUCUGCCGCCCGCCGCUGAAGACGGGGUGAUUCUGGAGGAUGUGCAGACCGAUGAGGAGAAGCUUCAUGGCAGUCUGCUGUCCUCCGAGUCUGCUUUCUUGCCCUUUAACCCUGCUGUUCAUCCAGCUUCAGCUCCUGACAGCGGGGAGGAGGAGUUUGAUGAUUCUCUGGCUCCUCCCACAUCCAUACAGCUCCGCCCGUCGGAGGAGGAGUCAGUGGGCGGAGCCGUCCUCAGCUCUCUGACGCACGGAUCGGAUCAUGCGGAGCGGACUGACAGAAGCGGUGAUGCUGUGCUACAGAACGGUUCUGUGGAGGACUCAGACUGGACUGGGACGCAGAAAGCUGCUGUGCUGCAGUGUGAACCGAGCGAAGCAGCUGUCAGGAUCCAGUCGUGGUGGAGGGGUCACUGGACGCGGCUCUGCCACCCACAGGCCAAAGAAGUGCGUGCUGAGAUCCGCUUGCGAAGGAUGCAGGAUCACAUCGUCCACCUGACCGCGGAGCUGGAGAGGGUGCGCAAGCAGCAAGAAGAAGAGCGACUGCAGAGACGUGUUCAAGAAGAAGCUGUGAAGUUCCUGUGGAAGCAGCUUCAGGUGUUGCUGGAGUGGCAGUCAUCUGUGAAGGAGCGGCUCAGUGUGGCACAGAGUUCAGCGUCAGAUCCCAGCAUUCCCGCAGACACUCCUGUCCGCUCGGAGAUCUCCAUCCCGGAGUCUGGCUCUCAUUCCCCGGGAGAGCGAGCGGCGGGGGACAGUGUGCUGGAGCAGACGACAGAACAGCAACACCUCCAGAUCCAUCCCAUCUCUCUCCUCAUGGGACAGAAGAGCGCUUGUCCUGACCCGAGUGGAAGCAGAUGUCACGCUGCUGAAAGUGUUUAGGAAUCACAGGACUCUGUCGGACUCGUGUGCCCUGCCUCCGGCUCUUCUUGAAGAUCAGACACUAGCCUGUUUUAAUCACUGGCCUUCAGCAGACUCGUAGCCUUUGUCUCCAUGCUGUCAGCAGUCAGACACGGAGUGAAGAAGCUCGUGUUUAACUGCACAGUGCUGCCUUUGGGCUUUCUAACACUGCUGGAUAUCAGCAGACAGAUUUCUGUUGAAGUACUUUACAUCUUUACACACCCAGGGUGCCAGGCUCUUUCAGUGCACUUAGCAGUAGACUUGUUUCCUUUGGAACGACACGACCAGACGUAGCCUUGAACUGUAGAGGAGCACGUAUGUAUGAAUGUGAAAUUAAUGUGAAUUGAUAGUCUGCUGCAGUUCAAAGCUACUGAGAGCUGUACAUAUUUCUGUGUGUGCAUCUGGAUAUUUACAGUAUGUGCUGCAACUAGUGUUCAGUGUGGCAUAUGCAAGUUUAUUUAUUUUACA
Messenger RNA from Sinocyclocheilus rhinocerous, 2503 nucleotides. RefSeq names its product centrosomal protein 97 (gene cep97). NCBI's taxonomy places the organism in Eukaryota, Metazoa, Chordata, Actinopteri, Cypriniformes, Cyprinidae. Gene Ontology annotation, cellular component: centrosome. Gene Ontology annotation, molecular function: protein binding. The record is from RefSeq and is a predicted model, not a curated record. The transcript is spliced from 11 exons. Bases 62 to 2017 code for a protein of 651 amino acids. Gene Ontology annotation, biological process: negative regulation of cilium assembly.